Molecule: messenger RNA, 2391 nt
Organism: Capronia coronata CBS 617.96
Lineage: Eukaryota; Fungi; Ascomycota; Eurotiomycetes; Chaetothyriales; Herpotrichiellaceae
Exons: 4
Coding region: 1-2391 (796 amino acids)
Biological process (GO): regulation of DNA-templated transcription; DNA-templated transcription
Cellular component (GO): nucleus
Molecular function (GO): zinc ion binding; DNA-binding transcription factor activity, RNA polymerase II-specific; DNA binding
Source: RefSeq, a predicted model, not a curated record
AUGAACGCGACAAAGCUUGAACUAUACGACAAUAAUCAGUAUGCCAGCAAUAGUCUGUCUGGGGUCACGUCCUCUCUCCCACGUGCCAGUUCCUUCACGUCGUCCGACUCUGACUCCGCCGGAGAAGACGACCGAGAUGGCUCUAGGAAACGAAAAAGGCCUAUGAAUGUCACUUGCGAAGCUUGCAAGCAGAGAAAAGUCAAGUGUGAUCGUGCCCAGCCAUCCUGUGGCUGGUGCUCUCGCAACGACCAUCCAUGUGAAUACAAAGAGCGGAAGAAGCCCGGCCUUCGAGCUGGCUAUGGCCGCGAGCUGGAAGGUCGGCUCGACCGGCUGGAGUCACUCCUCGAAGAACAGGGCCGUCAAUUAGCAGCCCAUCUGGCAGAGGCCUGUACAAUCGCGCCUACAGGUGGCAGCAAUGCCCAUGUCCACAGGCCGAGUGCCCAAGGCCUCGCUCCAGAGGGUCCGACACGCGCUUCUUAUGAUGCACAAGCUGUGACUUUCGAAGAGGAGGCGCCGUUUCAGCAGCCGUCCAUUGACCCGCACUUGCGGUCUUCUGCCUCUCGUCAUGGCUCCUCGCAUUAUCCCUCAGGCCAGCAAGGUAUCCAAGACCAGCAGAUGGCUGCGCUCCAGAGUCACUAUACGCCCUCCGCGCACUCACAUGCCCUAACAUCGCCUCAUUCGACAACCGGGUACCAGGGGACACAGGUCUUCAACGAGCAUUCGGCCAUGCUGCCUCCAUAUGAUCUGUUGUACUCGCUGGUUGAUCUGUAUUUCAAGCAUGUCAACAUCUGGCUGCCCUUGCUGGACAGGAAAACCACUCUCGACACCCUGUUUGGAUCUUCUUCGCUCGACGAGGCCGACAGAGUGCUGUUACAUGCCAUCGUUGCCACGACUUUGCGCUACUCCCAAGACCCUCGACUGACACCCGAGAGUCGGCAACACUAUCAUGACACAUCAAAACAGCGAGUCCAACUUUUCGGUCUGGAGAACUCCAAUGUAAGAGCAUUGCAGGCCUUGAUUAUACUGGGCUUGGACGUGACAGGAACGACAAACGGGCCGCCGGCCUGGAAUUUGCUGGCCCUGAUCAGCAGGAGCAUGGUGCAGUUAGGGCUGGCAGUAGAAUCAUCGUCGACCCUAGCAUCACCUAUGUACCCGUCGAUAGCCACUCUUAGAGCGUCCGUUCUACCAGAACCGAAGAGCUGGAUUGAAGACGAAGAACGGCGCAGGCUGUUCUGGGCUGUAUUUCUUCUCGACAGAUAUGCCACCAUUGCCACCGCUUUUGAGUUCGCCCUGGACGAGAAGGAGGUCGACCGCCGCUUGCCUUGCCGAGAUGAUCUCUUUGCUGCCAACAAGACCGUGGAGACGAGAUGGUUUCGCCCUCCCGAACGGCCCCGGUAUACGACCGGCAUGGCCGAAACUCAUGGACACUUCUCCUAUCACUGUGAAUUGAUGGCUAUACUUGGGCACAUCCAUCAGUUCCUCAAGCGACCAAUCGACAUCGGCUCCUUGGCCGAUGUCGAACAAUGGCAAGGGUCAUACCGUGCUCUUGAUAGCGACCUCAACGCCUGGCACUUCAGUUUACCUGAUGAGUUCGCAAACAUUACACGCCUUCUCAAAUCAAAUGUGCCUGCUAAGAAUACCAACUGUGGAUGGGUCAUGCUUCAGGCCGCCCACUGUUUGACCGUGAUUCGCUUGAACUCAUCUGCCGCCUAUCCCAGUCAGAGUUCGCCCAUUUUCUCGUCAUCCUACAGCGCCAUGCAGCGAUGUCUAUCCGCAGUCGAAAACCUCCGUCAGCUAUGUCGGUUGGUCAAGCUCAAUGGCUUGUUGGACCGGCUGGGGCCUCCUUUUGCUUUUGCCAUAUGGGUGGGUGCUCGGGUUAUGCUGGUGCAUGGAUCGACGAUGGAUGACAAGGUAGACCCGGAUAUCGACUUCUUCGUGACCACAUUGUCCGAGAUGGGUGAGUACUGGCCCGUGGCCAAGCGGUACAGUGAGAUCUUGCAUCGAGUGCUGGGAGAAUACCGGCAGUCUCAACGGGCCAGCGGCGUGACCGGGGAGAUGGUGACGCCGUCUACGGUCAAGAUACUUGCCGACAUGCGCCGAUGUGCCUACGAUUUGGACUUCUUGAUAUCUCGCCAGCCGUAUGCGGCCGCAGUCAAGUCGUACCAUCCUACUCGGGCGAAUACACCGGCCCCCAAUGAACUCGAAUAUCUGGAUGUGUUUGAUCUGUUCAACUUUCCUCGUUUACCGACGACACAGGAGGGAGUUGAACCAGGCAACUCUCAAGGGCUCGGCCCAGCCGCCCCUCCAGACCUUGCGGCUAUGAAUGCCGCCAUGAUUCCUAACUUCGCUGUUCCCAACCCGGAAGCUGACUGGCUUUUCCAUACCAACUAG